AUGGAUCAUUUCUGUAUAGCCCCAAGGUGUAGCCUUUGCCGAUUUGACUUCGCGAAGAAUGAAGAAAUUAUUAUACUGAGGCCUGAUGGUUGUUCUGUUACCAUCCCAUUUAACACGUUCGAAGACGAUACCUACACUUACGAGCCAUGCUAUCCUGGAUGUCAACAUUGGGACGAAAGGCUUACCGGCUAUCAUGCUGACUGUAUCUGGCAUGAAGACUGUCAAUCGGUCCCCAAUCUGUUCGAUGCUACCUCUUAUUCCUACGAUCCCUGGCCCGGUGAAAACGUGAGACGCCUUCGCUGGAUGCGCUCUCACUUAGCCCAUAUGAUUUACCCUUCGCUCGCUUUCCGACUACCCUAUGAAGUUUGCAAUAUCGUUGCACAAUAUUGCGUCCGCGAAUAUGCAUUACAAAUAAGCACAAAGUUUUGUCAAGAUAAUUUAGCGGCUAAUUUCCGCAUUAAGUUGUCGAAACUGGUAUGGGCUCGCUAUGCUUCUCUCGAUGGCGUCCCAUACAUCGUAUCCCUAGCGAACGAGCCGUCUUUGGGCGACGUCGUACUCCCAUCGCAGUUGGACGCCCCUAUACAGACGGUUCAUGUGGCCGAGGAUCAUUUAGGUGUCAGAGAGGUGCAUAUUGCUGGUCCGUCAGAUAAGAUACGGGAUCGCUCGCAGCCAGGCUUGUGGUGGAGAACGGUUCAGGUACAAGGGCCUGAGCUUGAAGGUCGGACUGAUGGUUCCAAAUUGCGCCGCUUGAUUUGCCCAGCUAUAGGCUAUACGCCCGACGCGAGCGUGCUUUGGGACACGCCUCAACCCCAUCCGGAACGACUUCGAUUUACAAUAUUGAUGAAACCAUCUGAUCCGCUUAGAAUGACCGCCCUUAGGCUUGACGAAAAGGCACAUUUUCCCGGGGAAGAUCUUUCAUAUUAUAAGUAUGUCACGUCGAACUACCCGUAUGCCCUUUGGCUUUACAUUCCGUUUUAUCCUGGUGAAAGGAUCACGGAAAUAUGGCAACGCCGUCGCAAACACGGCAGGGAAGUUGCUUUUAUUGCCAUUACAAAUAUAGAUCGCAUCCAUUUGAUGGGAGCAUACCCAAAAUCUUGCUGGCAUCCGUGCAGCUACGAGCUUCUACACAAAGCCGACCUUAAUGAUAGCCCCUUUUUCGUCGAUGAAUCUCCCGCAGGGAUUCAUGCUGUUGCGUCUAGACCUAUAGUCGGAAACAUAGCAAAACGCUAUUUCCCAAUAGUGUCAACCCCAUAUCCUAAGUCUAUGUCCUACGAAGAUUAUCUCUAUACUACGGCCCGCGUUGAUAAUGUUGCUCGCGUUAGACUGUGCCGGACUGAGUGUAGUUCGAUUAUUACCGGAUUGGUCUUCGACUACACCGAUGGCCACCAGGAGAGUGUUGGGCAAACUCGCCUUGAUUGUCUUGAAGAUCCUAUUGCAGUAGACGUCUCUCAGAAGAUGUGGUUAAGGAUGUCUAGGUCCGCUUGGGGUUUUCCUCAAGUUGUUGACGCAGGUUUUCUACCUAUUUCAAAGUCCCAGGGGGAGAGUGAGGGUGAGUAUCUCUAUAUAAUGUGGCAUGGGGUUCUGGAAUGGUGGUUCUCCAUGAACCAAUGCCAGCUAUUUCAUAACGGCCAAGCAAGUUUUACCACAAGGCGGUAG
Messenger RNA from Xylaria bambusicola, 1656 nucleotides. RefSeq lists its product as uncharacterized. Bases 1 to 1656 code for a protein of 551 amino acids. The record is from RefSeq and is a predicted model, not a curated record. The transcript is spliced from 5 exons. NCBI's taxonomy places the organism in Eukaryota, Fungi, Ascomycota, Sordariomycetes, Xylariales, Xylariaceae.